AUGCAAGAGCGGGCAGGCCCUGCCCUGCGGUCGCGGGGCGAGCUCCCCCUCUCCGGGCACGGAGCAGCUCGUCCUCCCCGGGCAGCUGCUUUCCGGGCAUGCUUAGAAAAAUUAAUUGGCUUCCUAAUUAGCGUCUUAACCGACUCGCUCAGUGGCAGCUCACGUGGUGCCUCUUUUGUGAGCCAGGUUCAUUCGUCUGACUCUCCCCUUCCAGAGUCCGAUGUGCCGGCGGAGCUGCGAGUUGCAAACGGGUCGCAAAAGUUCGUGAAGUUCACUUCGACCAUCCAAAACCAGCUGCUGCUUGUGUCGCUGCUGGAGCAUCUCUGCCACAUGUACACGCACAACCCCGUCCAUUCGAGGUGUUUGUUCCGAAUACUUCGGCAGGCUUUCACAAGAACAGGGCUGCUCUCUCCUUUUGCCUUCUGUGAUGAAUUUAGUACUGUAAGACUGCAGCACAAUAGAGCCAUUACUGAGCUGAUGAAAGCAGCUAAUCAACAAAUACUUAAUGGGGAACUGGAUAACAGAGAGCUUCAUGCAAUUGGGGAAAAAGAAGUUCACUUUGAAGCACAGACUUCACGAUACUUGAAUGAAUUUGAUGAGGUUGCAAGGCUGGGAAAAGGAGGAUAUGGCAAAGUAUACAAGGUCAAAAACAAGUUAGAUGGUCAGUUCUAUGCUAUUAAAAAAAUUAAAAUUAAGAAGGCUACAAGAAGAGAUUGCAUGAAGGUGCUACGAGAAGUUAAAGUGCUGGCUGGGCUGCAGCAUCCCAAUAUUGUAGGCUACCACACUGCUUGGAUGGAACAAGUCCAAACAGUACAUCCAAAAGCUAAAACAAUAAUGGAGUUGGUGCCGUUAUCCUUGGAGCAAGAGAGUAGCAAUGAUCACUGUCACAUUCAGAGUGUGGAAAGUGACGGUUCAAUAAUCUUUGCUGACCUUACUUCACAAGAAGAGAAGCCCUGUGACAGUACCAGUCUCAGAAAUCUGGGGAGCGAAUCGGUGCAAAAUAUAGACGAAAGGAAUGAUUUUACAAAGAGCAACAGUAAAGAGUCUGUGAAACCAAAGAAAUGUGACUUUUCCAUAGAAUUACCAGAGGACUCUGUAAAUAAUGUUAGCAGUAUGUCAAGUGAUGUGAAAAAUCAUUCCACACGGGGACCUCAUUCCAGUGUGGAUCAAGACGCUGGCACGGAAAAUCAGUCCUGCACUGAGGAAUGCUCCAAGAAUGAUGUGGCUCUCUGUGGAGAGUUUGAGGUGGAGUAUCAUUUGAUGCUUUAUAUACAAAUGCAGUUGUGUGAACUGUCCUUGUGGGAUUGGAUUGUUGACCGUAAUAAAAGAUGCAACAAGAGAACAGAGGAAAAUUCCAGUCCAUACCAGCUCGUGGAUGUCCCCUGGACAAUGAAAAUUUUUCAACAGUUAGUAGAAGGAGUUUGCUACAUCCACAGCAUGGGGGUGAUGCAUCGAGACAUUAAACCCAGAAAUAUCUUUCUACAUGGAUCAGAUCAUCAGGUAAAAAUAGGUGACUUUGGAUUAGCCUGCAGAGACCUCCUUUGGGAUGAUGCAGACCAGUGGUUUCAGACAGAAAGGGUAAAUGGACUGACACACACUUCAGGAGUGGGGACUUGCCUCUAUGCCUCACCAGAACAACUGCAGGGAUCUCACUAUGAUUUCAAGUCAGACAUGUACAGCAUGGGUGUUAUCCUGCUAGAACUCUUCCAGCCAUUUGGAACAGAAAUGGAAAGAACAGUUGUUCUUACACAUUUAAGGACUGGCCAAAUUCCUCAGACUUUCUCCAAGCAGUGGCCCACUCAAGCCAAGUAUGUGGAACUCCUCACCAGUCAGAGCUCCACAGACAGACCAACUGCUGCUCAGCUUCGGGACAGCGAACUGUUCCACACCACAGAUCAUGUUAUUUCUAACCUACAACAGAAGGUGCGACAGCAAGAGGAAGAAAUAGAGAAGCUGAGGGAGAGAAUAAGACUCCUUUCUGAAGAGCAAGAUGAACACAUGAGACUAGGCUCUCCUGUUUGAGUACAGGAAGAACUAAUCUAUUGUAUAUUGCUAAGUUAAAUAAAAUGUUUCUUUUUUACAUAAAAUAUUUCAAUGCAUUUUCA
Manacus vitellinus (golden-collared manakin) is the source of this 2105-nucleotide messenger RNA. RefSeq names its product eukaryotic translation initiation factor 2 alpha kinase 1 (gene EIF2AK1). The record is from RefSeq and is a predicted model, not a curated record. Gene Ontology annotation, biological process: protein phosphorylation. The transcript is spliced from 15 exons. Gene Ontology annotation, molecular function: protein kinase activity; ATP binding. Lineage: Eukaryota; Metazoa; Chordata; Aves; Passeriformes; Pipridae. The coding region runs from base 1 to 2022 and encodes 673 amino acids.